This is a messenger RNA of Candoia aspera, 1757 nucleotides long. RefSeq names its product serpin family H member 1 (gene SERPINH1). The transcript has 4 exons. Bases 198 to 1451 code for a protein of 417 amino acids. Gene Ontology annotation, cellular component: endoplasmic reticulum. Gene Ontology annotation, biological process: collagen fibril organization. The record is from RefSeq and is a predicted model, not a curated record. Gene Ontology annotation, molecular function: serine-type endopeptidase inhibitor activity. Lineage: Eukaryota; Metazoa; Chordata; Lepidosauria; Squamata; Candoiidae.
UGGGAGGAGUGGCUGGCCGUCCUGGCAGGGAAUGAUGGGUGCGUCGGUCUCAACACAUCUAGAAGGCUCUGGAUUGAGCCCAGCUGGGGUGGGGAUGCGGGUGUAUUGUGCAUUUUCUAACAUGCAACCAGCGCCCAUCUUGACCAGCCAUCUCGGUCCCUCCCAGGCUCUGACUGCUCCCGGUCCCCACGGAAGCCAUGUGGUUGAUCCAGCUCCUGGCGCUCUGCGCGCUCGUUACGGCCGUGCCGUCCAGUGACAAGAAGAAGGGCGAGAAGAAACCGGCUUCGGAAGAGAGGAAGCUGAGUGAGAAGGCCGCCGCCCUGGCUGACCGCAGCGCCACCCUGGCCUUCAACCUCUACCACGUGAUGGCCAAGGACAAGAACCUGGAGAACAUCCUGGUGUCUCCUGUGGUGGUGGCGUCUUCCCUGGGGCUGGUGUCUCUUGGGGGGAAGGCCGCCACGGCUUCCCAAGCCAAGGCCCUGCUUAGCGCCAGCAAACUGAACGACGAUUACGUCCACGGCGGGCUCUCGGAGUUCCUCAACGACGUCAGCAACGCCACGGCCCGGAACGUCACCUGGAAGCUCGGCAGCCGCCUCUACGGGCCCAGCUCCGUCAGCUUUGCCGACGACUUCGUGCAGAGUAGCAAGAAGCACUACAACUACGACCACGCCAAGAUCAACUUCCGAGACAAGCGGAGCGCCCUGAAGUCCAUCAACGAGUGGGCCGCCCAGACCACGGAAGGCAAGCUGCCCGAGGUCACCAGGGAUGUGGAGAAGACCGACGGGGCCUUGAUCGUCAACGCCAUGUUCUUCAAACCGCACUGGGAUGAGAAGUUCCAUCACAAGAUGGUGGACAAUCGUGGCUUCAUGGUAUCGCGUUCGUACACAAUCGGCAUUUCCAUGAUGCACCGCACAGGACUGUAUAAGUACUACGAGGACGAGGACGAGAAGCUGCAGAUGGUGGAGAUGCCGCUGGCCCACAAGCUCUCCAGCCUGAUCAUCAUCAUGCCGAACCACGUCGAGCCCCUGGAACGGCUAGAGAAGUUGCUCACCCGGGAGCAGCUGCAGGUUUGGCUGGGCAAAAUGAAGGAGCGGUCCGUGGCCGUCUCCCUGCCCAAGGUCAGCCUGGAAGUCAGCCACGACCUUCAGAAACACUUGGCUGAUCUUGGCUUAACUGAAGCCGUGGACAAAAACAAAGCAGAUCUGUCGAAGAUUUCUGGCAAGAAGGACCUGUAUCUCUCCAACGUCUUGCAUGCGGCGGCCCUGGAGUUGGACACGGAAGGGAACCCCUUCGAGUCAGACCUCUACAGCCGCGAAGAAAUCAGGAACCCCAAACUUUUCUACGUCGACCAUCCUUUCGUUUUCCUCAUCAAGGACAAUAAGACCAACUCCGUCCUUUUCAUUGGCAGACUAGUUAAACCAAAAGGAGACAAAAUGCGUGAUGAAUUGUAGUUUUUCUGCAGGUUUAUGUACGUUUGUUGCUUUUUUAAAAAAAAAAGUUGAGACAAUGGGUGCCUUUUCUGAACCGGUGCUCCUCUGCCGUUGACCCAUUAAAUUUUGGAGGUCACCAACAGUGGUGAGAUGUGAAGUGCAAACAAGGGAAGUGGCGAAGGAUGAGGGCGUAACUCCCCCCGUGCCCCUUUCUGCCCCCGUCUAAGAGCAUUUUAUCUCUUUGAUUAGUUUUAUCUUCCCUGGAAAUUCACUGCAGCCCAAGGCUAGGAAGAUGUGAGGUUCCUAGGCUCCUCUCAGGAAGAGUGG